AUGACUUUGCAUGAGAUUGUGGGUGUGGUGACUGAGGUCGGAGGCAAGGUGCAGAAAUCCAAAGUUGGAGACAGAGUUGGAGUUGGGUGCCUCGUCGGAUCAUGUCAUUCGUGUGAAAACUGUGCUAAUGAUCUCGAGAAUUACUGUCCCAAGGUCAUACCGACAUACAACGGCACUUACCACGACGGUACCCCCACGCACGGAGGCUACUCCGAUAUCAUGGUAUGCGAUGAGAGUUUUGUGAUUCGCAUUCCGGAAAACCUCCCUCUUGACGCUUGUGCUCCUCUGCUCUGUGCUGGGAUCACAACUUAUAGCCCACUUAGAUAUUUCGGACUGGACAAACCUGGCAUGCAUGUGGGCGUGGUUGGUCUAGGUGGCCUUGGCCACGCAGCUGUUAAAUUCGCCAAAGCUUUUGGAGUGAAAGUAACAGUGAUAAGUACAUCUCCUAACAAAAAAAAGGAAGCAACUGAGCGUCUCGGUGCUGACUCCUUUUUGCUCAGCCGUGACCCAGAUCAAAUGCAGGCCGCUAUGGGCACAAUGGAUGGUAUCAUUGAUACAGUCUCAGCACCUCACCCUCUGUUGCCAUUGAUUGGCCUAUUGAAGUCUCACGGAAAGCUGGUCCUGGUUGGUGUACCAGAAAAGCCUCUUGAGCUUCCACAUUGGGGCAUAAAGGAGACGCAAGAGAUGAUUGAUUUUGCAGCCCAACACAACAUAACGGCAGACAUUGAGCUUAUUCCGAUGGAUUACGUCAACACUGCAAUGGAGCGAUUGGUGAAGGCUGAUGUUCGAUACCGAUUUGUCAUAGACAUAGGCAACACUCUGAAGGCUGCUUAA
Thlaspi arvense is the source of this 834-nucleotide messenger RNA. NCBI's taxonomy places the organism in Eukaryota, Viridiplantae, Streptophyta, Magnoliopsida, Brassicales, Brassicaceae. The record is from the annotation of a GenBank genome assembly.